This is a messenger RNA of Xiphophorus couchianus (Monterrey platyfish), 9985 nucleotides long. It is a transcript of the gene nova1, whose product is annotated as NOVA alternative splicing regulator 1. The transcript is spliced from 4 exons. The record is from RefSeq and is a predicted model, not a curated record. Lineage: Eukaryota; Metazoa; Chordata; Actinopteri; Cyprinodontiformes; Poeciliidae. Gene Ontology annotation, molecular function: RNA binding. The coding region runs from base 678 to 2012 and encodes 444 amino acids.
UCCAUCAUCUGGCUAUGUUCUCCAUGCACCUCUCCUGCUUCUACUGAAGGUCAUUGUGCGAAGCUCCUCGUCCGACGCUGCCGUCCGCUCCUUCAGCCACUUCACCUUUGUCACUUUUCUCUGAAAAGAGUGAGUGAAUGGACUGCCGUACUUUAUAGUGCUGCGUCAAAAGAGGCGGAGUAGGGGAGAAAAUUCAAUUUUUUGGGGACCGGCGUCGGAGGGGGUGGGAACGUGACGUCCUGAGGAGAGGAGGCCGGCCAUUGGCUGCGCUGGCUGCCAGUCCUGCGUGCUGCUGCAGACGGACAGGCCACUCGAUGAAUAUGGAUGAGAGCAGUGAAAAGGGUGAUGCGGCAGGGAAGACCCCCCCCCUUCAAACCGAUGCAGGCUUGAACAAUGCGUGCCGUCUUUCACUGAAAACACUCAGAGCCUGCAUUAGCAUUUUCUCAGACAAUUGAGGCUCGGGCCAGCUGCAGGCAUGGCUCGGAUGCUGCGGUGAAAUCUCUUUUUCUGCACCCCACUGAUGAAUAAGACCUCGGUGAAAAAAAAGGUCGACUGGCCGCAUUCCUCAACACUACCGUUGCACCUAUGCCUAGGCUAAUGUCAGGAGCCCCUUUAGAGAUUGCGCCCUGGCAUUGAUGGCGAUCUGACAGAGGACUUGAGAAGCAGCAGAUCUCAGAAUGGAGGAGGGUGAGUACUUCCUGAAGGUGCUGAUCCCCAGCUAUGCAGCCGGCUCUAUAAUUGGCAAGGGUGGCCAGACCAUCGUACAACUGCAGAAAGAGACGGGUGCCACCAUUAAGCUGUCCAAAUCCAAAGACUUCUACCCCGGAACAACUGAAAGAGUCUGUCUGAUACAGGGUACUGUCGAAGCCCUCAAUAGUGUCCACAACUUCAUUGCGGAGAAAGUCCGCGAGAUGCCCCAGAGUGCCCAGAAACCAGAACCUGUCAGCAUAUUGCAACCACAGACGACGGUUAACCCUGACCGCGUUAAACAGGCCAAAUUGAUUGUACCCAAUAGUACCGCUGGGCUGAUCAUUGGUAAGGGUGGUGCCACAGUGAAAGCGGUGAUGGAGCAGUCGGGAGCUUGGGUGCAGCUCUCUCAGAAGCCGGAGGGCAUCAACUUGCAGGAGCGGGUGGUGACCAUCAGUGGAGAACCAGAACAGAACCGUAAGGCUGUGGAAAUCAUUGUACAGAAAAUCCAGGAGGACCCUCAGAGCAGCAGUUGCCUGAAUAUCAGCUACUCCAACGUCUCGGGCCCAGUGGCCAACUCCAACCCCACCGGCUCCCCUUACGCCAACACAGCCGAGGUGCUGCCCAACGCAGCCGCAGCAGCUGCCACUGCCUCCAGCCUUCUGGGUCAGGCCGGAUUGACAGGAAUGGGUGCCUUCCCUGCCACCAUGUCCAGUUUCUCUGGCAACGAUCUGCUGGCCAUCACCUCAGCCCUGAAUACACUGGCCAGCUACGGCUACAACACUAACACCCUGGGCCUGGGUCUCAACCCCGCAGCUGCCUCUGGAGUCCUCGCUGCAGUGGCAGCUAGUGCCAACCCAGCUGCUGCUGCUGCAGCUAACCUAUUAGCCUCCUACGCUAAUGAUGCCUCCAGCAGUGCCGGCCACCCCGCUACAGGCCUCGGUGGGUUCUCCCUGGGCUCACUAGCAGCUGCUACUGGAGCUUCCAAUGGUUACCUAAAUGCUUCAUCCCCAUUGAUGGCUUCCUCCCUGUUGGCAACAGAAAAGUUAGCAGACGGAGCCAAGGACGUGGUUGAAAUUGCUGUGCCCGAGAAUCUGGUGGGUGCCAUUUUGGGGAAAGGAGGGAAAACACUGGUAGAGUACCAGGAGCUGACAGGAGCCCGCAUCCAGAUCUCCAAAAAAGGAGAGUUCAUUCCAGGUACUCGGAACCGUAAAGUUACAAUAACAGGGUCGCCGGCCGCUACACAAGCAGCGCAGUAUCUGAUCAGCCAGCGGAUCACGUACGAGCAGGGCGUGCGCGCUACCAACCCACAGAAGGUGGGCUAAAACGAAGACAAGAGAGGGAAAGGAUGAAGACAGAGAUAGAAAGGAAUUAAGAGAGUCAAGAAGAAUAGAAAAAAAGAAAUGUCCAAAUAUAUGUUCAAUAUUUCAGUAUCAAACGAGAGAAUUACAGAGAAGGCGGGGGAGACAACCAAGAUAAGUGUGUGUGAUUUGUGAGUGUGUUUUUUGGACAGAAGUCCUGAUGUUUUUUAAAAGUUUGUGUCAAGUCCUUUUGACAAUGGUGAUCAGAGUAAGCUGAACUGGUCCACUGCCAAGUUGCAGAUUCAGGAGUGAGGCUGCGGAGUCUCACCCUCCUCUAAAACCUCAUUACUGUUUUCAUUUUGUUCUUCUUUUUAUUGUUGUUGUUGUUUUUGUUGGAUUUACGUCGGUUUGAGACCUCAGCUCCCGGUGAGCUGAGCGUAUCAGUUAAAGAUCCGGCCAGCUAAUCGAGCUGUUUUAUAAACCUUGCUCUUUGUGUUCAAUGCAGAAGGCAUUGUUAACAGGGGAGAGGUUUUAUGACAAGCACCUGAGCUCAUCUCAGCUAUUUAGGGCAGCAAUUCAAGUAUAAUUUCUUUACAAGCAAACAAAAGCGCAUCUAUGUUGACGUGUGUCAAAUUCUAGCUCAUUUCAUAAUUGAAAUGACAAAAUUUGGGUAUCUUAUAUUUUCAUCCUUUAACUUAUUGACAUAGUCUCAUUCAAACACAAGUAGAUUAUUUAAACCUGUAAAUGCAGGUUGAUCUGAAUGUAAAAACAAUUUUAGCCUGUUGCUAUUUUUUUCUUUCCAGGGAUCAAACAUUGUGUUGCAGUGAAAGAAAUGUAUAACUCAAACCCAGACUGAACUGUGUGCUUGCCGUCUGCAGGUAUAGUUCAGGGGUUGAAGAAUCAAUGUGAGAGGACAGAGGAGACACACAGGAAUGUAUAUCUAUAUUUUAACACAGACACAUAGAGAACGCUCCCACAAACGCACAAACACUAGAACAUCAUUUCAUAUUCAGCCACUGCUACAAACACAAAGAAAUAUGUUGUUGACAAACCCUUUCUUGGUGCUAUAGGCUUAGAUUUGUACCUCCUGUACCGUGGAAUUCAAACGUUUCCACAACUUGAGUUUUUACUUGAUUUGAAGUAGCUGACGUGUCGUCCAGCCAUUGGUAGCCCACUGGAUCUGACCCGGCUUCUUACCUAAUGACAAUUGAUUGAUUUCAGGAUUUUGUGAAUAAAAGCAGUCCGGCUGUUCUAAUAUAAGUCCAUUAUUUUAUAAUACAAGCCGAACAUCCUGCAGUAGAUAACACCAGACAUACUUUUUUGCCUUAGCCAGACAUUUGUAACACCCAAGAAUUAUCUAAAGGCUCAGACUUCCUGAAAGCAGUGGCAGUUUGCAAAGAGAACAAAAGUACUACAAAAGCAUUUUUGAUAAGAAGAGCUGUAAGAACCUAUAUCUGUGAACAAAGAAACUAUUGCCUUUUCUGUAAGGGUACCAAAUAGUCCAACAUGGAGCAGAAAACUUAGUUUUGGAGUCACUUUUCUGUGAGAAAUGCUUCCUAAUUGACAUGACGACAAACGAGAAAUUUCUGCAGUUCACCUAAGCAGAAUAUUAUUGUUCCCAACGUACGUUAAUGCUCGAGUGGAGCAUAUAAUGAAACAUGACAUGUUUUUGAUUGUUGUCUUUUUUUGCCACUUGUUUGUCUUGACGGUGGCAGGCCAAAUGUCUGAAGCACUCCAAGAUUACCUUGCGUCCCCCUGUGUGCUGCUAUCCAUAGCAUUCAUCCUGAGUCUGCUGGCUCUAAAGACUGCACUGUGAGGCAUUUAGACCACAAUGUAAAGUGUGUCUGUCCUGCUAGGGGUGUGAAUACAUCUUUAUAUGCACAUUUAUGUCACAAGAUCAAAACCAACCUGCAGAGCCGGCCCAACGCUCCAAACAUGACCAUCUUUUACGGUUGUCUUUAUUAGGUUAGCAUAUCAAGGACAUGUCAAUUUUUUUUUAAAGUUAGCAUUUAGCCUCCAUCCCAAGUUUUGUUAACAAACCUUUAUCCAAGGGCAUAGAAUAAGUAAACUACUUAGAGCUCCAAGGCCAGCAGGAGACCCCAGAGAGCACUUGACUUCCCAAAGCGUCAAAUAUGUAUCAGUGUUUAGAAAGCAUAAGUUUAUCUUCAACGUUGCUCUGAAGAUUUUGUUUUUAAGUAGCAAUUUCUAAAAGAAUUUUAAAUUCUUUCAAAAUUAAAAUGGAAUAUUGUCUUUAAAAAAUGUAUCUAUUUUUAAGAUCUGACAAAUGUAGUAAUUGAAGUCAUGUAGAGAGAAAUGUUCUUCAUUUGAUUCCAACAGUGGUUGUGGAAUGCAAUUAUUCAAAUUAAUUGGAAAUUUUCUAAUUAAUAUUGAUUAAUCUAUUUUUUUUAAUCAGCAAUACUUGGCAAGUUUGUCAAUUCUAAUUAAUUUUGGCUUAUGACUGAAUCAGUGAGUAGAUUUCUACAUGUUUUAAAUGAUCAGGUCAGAUAUAGAUUUGCUUUACUUGGCUCUGAAGUCUAGGUGUAGGCAGCAAGUUGCACACAACCAUGUUUUUAUUUUAGCUGCCCUUGUGUUGCAAAAAAAAAACAUUUCCGCCCAACAAGCCAAGCCAAGACCUCCAUCACUGUUCACCAAGCUCACACACGUCCUGUACAUUGACUUUAGACUUAAGGUGCACCACUGCCUCCUACUGGGCUGGAGGGUGUGCAACAGUGUUACCAAUGUGCCAAAAACUUAAGAGAACUUUUAAAUCCGCAAUUAAUGCAUUGUCAUUUUUUUACCCACAAUUUUAUCUAUAUUUAAUCAGAAUUAAUAUGAUUAAGUUCUAGUCAAUGGUCUUGAUUCUAGUCUUUUUGUCUAUUUUUUCUUUGUCCUGCUUUUGUCUACGCUGGUGCCUAACAGACAAAUAAUGUGAAUAAAGUAAAUAAUUUGCAGGUCGAGCGAAACACACUCUGUGAUUAAGAAGUAAUUGUUGUCUUAUUACUAAAGAAUGAACAAGAAAACAAUCAAGCUUGGGCAGUUUAAAGAGGUGUUAUUGGUGGAUGGGCUUAACUGGAAUUGGGACCCAAAUGAAAUUCUGCUUGGGGCCUCAUACGGUCUUGGGCCGGCUCUGCCUGACUGUACCAACAGAGAGGAUUUCUCCACACGUAUUUAUUACACCUGCAUCUUUUGACUUUUUCCCUUUACUAAAUUUACCCACCUACCGACCCAAACUAAACCUCCCCGGUUCUCGUACGUCCACCUCCCUGUUGCUCUAAGGGUCAUUUCCAAUAUAGUCACCAUCAACCCAAGCUCUAUGAUCAGCUUCCUUAAUGCAAAGCUGUGAGGGUUGGUGCUGCCAGUUUUCAGGAGAAUCUGACGAAUGGACGUUUUGUUUUUUGACAAAUCGUGUGUGUGUUAAAAAAAAAAGAAAGAAGUAAGCAGAUUUCAAACUACUUUCAAGCAACUCUUUGUGUGUCAACAUUCUGUGUGGCAAUACAAGCAGUGGGCCUUUCUUCCCAGCUCAAGUCUCUUCCUUUCACUCUGUGCUUGGAAGGCCUCACAGUCAUCCAUAACUACAAUCUGGCCACCUGUGAAAUCAUUGCAUAAGAGAACCUUUUACUGCCCAAGAUUUUAGCAUAUAAUAAGAUAAAAGCACAAAACAAGGGGGUGUUUUAUCAAUGCAACUGGACUGUUGGACUCCAGAGAGCUUCUCCUUCAGAACUCUCUGAUCCAUACAUUGUGCCAAAUCUGUUUCCUCUCCCUCUCAUUAAUUUUCCUCUUCCUCCCGAUGUUUUCGUUCCCCUACAUGUCCUCUGUCUGCGUUCUGAGACUCCUCCUGCGUCCCCGAGCCGCUCCGUCUGUCCUCUUUCCCUCCUACCCCCUUCCCUCCUGUAUUCUCCCCCUCUUUCUCCUUCCUCUUGUCUUGUCGUCUCAUGGGCGAUGUGUCGGACGUGCCGUGGGUGGGAGUUAUGCACUACGGGUCGUAGGGGUAUGAAAAUGUUUUCCCGGGCCGCAGAGUUCACAAGGCUAAAAAUGCACAGAAAACACCUGCCUCCAAAACUGUGACACCCACUGAGACCAACCAGCAAACGUUAGCUCAUAAGUGUCAAAUUUUUCCUCAGCGGGAAGAACGAAGGAAGAUUUGGGGGAUAGGUUUGGCCUUUUAAAAGGACGGAAAAUUUUUUAGUUUGUUGUUUGUUUAUUUAUUUUUUAUUUUUUUCAAAACUAAAAGGCAAAUCUUGGCAGAAUGAAUAUUAAUCCGAUGGCCGAGCUCGAGCUCUAAACAAAAUAUUUCGGACAGAAUGCAUAAGACACAUGAGAGAGAGCAACGUGGGAACUUGUUUGUGACCUCAAGCCGAAACAGUGACAUCCUUUAUGCAUAUCCUGUUAUCUGAAAAAUGACUAGAGCUCAUUUCUGUGGAAUACAAUAUGUCACGUCAUAUGAUCUAUAUGUACUUUAUUGUAGCUAUUCUAGUUUGUAGUCCAAAUGCAGUCCAGCGUUGUCAAUACAAUGUGAAACUAUGUUAUAUUUGUGUGGAUGAUGAGAGUGCCAACUAAGCCUGACUAAGAUUAGCUUCGCAGUUUGUUUGUGCAUUAUGAUGCCUCAUCAUCGAGCGGUGGUGUCCAUAUUUCUGUCACUGAUGAUUUAGUUUGACAGUAAGAAAAAUGUUAAGAAUAUUGGAAGCAAUAUAGUAGCAUGUUGUCCUGUUUUGUGUUUUAUGUCUGUUGUAUGAACCUUUGAAAUUACUAAGAUUUUGAAUGAAUAGGUUUACAUGUACUUCUUUUUGUAAGUUAUGAAAAUGCUGCUAUUUGAUAAGUAAACUAUACAAAAAUAUUUUAGUGGAAAAGAUGUCUGGUCUGUUGAUUAGAGACGUGCUCCGAUGGGGUGGAGCAUUAAGCCGAGGUGUAUAGAAGGCUAUACAGUAUUGGUAAGAUAGUAAAAGUAAUAAAUAGUAGACUCCAUAGUAUGACCUGUGCCAAACUAGACCUCCGCAGCUUCUGAAUUUGUAGAUGUGCGAUCAAAUGUUAGAUAUCAAUAACUUGUUUAGAAGUGCUGAUCAAGUGCCAAUCAAACACUUAUCUUUUAAGUUAAGAAAAGAUAAUCAAACACAUUACUUAAGAAAACAAAGGACAAAGAACUUUUUUGUGCAUUGUUUUAUCCCAUAGGUACAUAGAGUAAGAGUUAAAGAUUGUGAUUUUUAUGGAUCCAUGUUGUUUUACACUCCAUGCAUCCCUUGUGUGUUCGUUUGACCUGUGGCUUAAGUACCGCUGUUUUCUCACAAAUGUCUCUAUAGGCCAGCAUGGACUAAGCAUAACAUGUUAUAAGCAUCCAUAACAUAGCCAUUAACAAUCAAACGAUGUGUUUGUGGAGUUCGGUGUUAUCUUUUUGCACGUCUUCUAUUGCAUGGUAUCAAAGUAAAAUUAUGGAGGAAAAAAAAAAUGGGGAAAAAAAAAAGUCAAAAAAUUUUGCGAGGAGUCUCGCAACAUUCAGAGACAUAAACGCUGCAUGCAGUCAAAUGUAUAUCUCUUUGAGUUGAACUCACCUCAUGUUAAAACUGUUUAUCUUUAUGUUGUGAGUUGGGAGGGAGCUCAUUAUCGUCAUGUUGGCCCGAAAAGAAAAAAAAAGAAAAAAAAAAGACACAAACAUGAACACGCAUCUGAGAUUGGAUUUCUCAUGGGUCGAAUUCAUCUCUCUAACAUCAUCGGAGAAGAUUUUGUUUUUAUAAUUUUUUUCUUUCUUCCUUUCUUAGAUCCAGAGGAGGAUUACAAAUGUGAAACAAGCAAACGUGAAAAUGUUACUCAGUGCAUUGGCUCCUUGUGUUUUUUUAUUUUAUUUUAUCACAGCUUGAAAGCCCAGAUCUAAUCUAAUGAAUGUACUCAUUUCUUCUUGUUUUCUUUUGAUUAAUUUUUGUUAAAAAAAUUUUUUUUUUAAUUUUUUUUUUAGGAGUUUUGUUGAAUGUCUAACUGUCUUUAAUGUAAAUUCACGGCAGGAAUGUCAACUACAUGUAAAGUUAAUGCGUUUAAACAGCUCCGGUCAGGUAGGCCUCAGACGGCCGCAGUCAUGAACCAGAUAUGCGAACACAACUUCCGAUUCGCUGUCAACAUUUUCCUGUUUGUUUGGUGUUGCAUAAAUGCACUUUAUUGAUGGGUGGGUGGGAAAUGAGGCAAACCGUGUUGGCUUUCCACAACCAUGUUGUUGUCAUCCUUUGUUCUGAUUUAAGUUUUUCUGUUUUUCUUUUUCCGUGUUGGGUCUCGAGAAUGACGGGAAGGGCUGGAAUCUCAGACAAAAUAGAAAAGUAGCACCUGUUUCCUCUCUCUAAGGCUUUUCUGCCACAUUCCCGGAGGACUGAUCUCUACACUCGCUUCCACUUUGGUUUUAAAUCUCAAAUUAGGAUUUUUUUGUUUUGUUUUUUUCAUGUUUUGCCAGAAGAUUUGAAGUGAAGGGUGAAACAUCUUAGCUGAUGUUACAAUCAGAUCUGAGAGACACCUUUGGCACCAGCAACACGAAGAGCGACUCUGCCGCCCCAAACGGAGAAAAACUACAAAGGAAAAGCUGUGAUUGGUUAAGGCCUGCUUGUAUCAAUGAUUUAUCCGUUUCAUCGUUGGGUGUUUCGCAUCUGAGCGCCAGACCAAUUGGCAGCGUCAUUCCAAAGGUGAUUUUUGUCGGUUUUGAUUUUCACUCCAAACGUGUUCUGGACAUUGAUCCCCCUUCACAAGAAGGCCAGGACUGAUUUUGAAACGCUACAAAACUGGCUACGGCUGCUCACUCCUCCCUUUGAACCAAUUCUACCUGAGUCUCUCUCUCUUGCUCAGUCUGCACGAUACCACGACUUGUUUCAUUACACCGAGAACCUGCAACUGUGACCACCCUUUAAACGGGUUAAGGCUUUUCUGGGGGGGGGAAAAAAAAAGAAAAAAAAUGGAUUCUUUGCCAACCAGACAUGAGGCCAUUUCUGUGUUUGACCCUCAGAACCUCCCAUGGACUUUGUUGACCUUCUACAUCCUCAGAACUCAUGAGUGUGUGGAGAUUGAACUCUCAAACUCUGGAAGACUGUUCUGUUUUGUUUAGUUUUUUUCCUUUGACUGAACGCUUGCUUAUGUGUCAACGUAAGGGAAGCACAUUUGUAUUUUGCAAAAGUUCUCAUGUCUUUAGGUUUUGGGAUUUGCUUUGACGUUUAACCUCCGUUCACUCCAUCUCAGACAAAAAUGGACUGACAGCAUAAGAUCAAAUAUUUCCGGCUUGAGCAGAGUGAUGUUUCGUUCAUUGGGUAUAUUUCUCUUCGAUACUACGAGCGAGAACGAUUCCGUCUUUUCUGUUGUGACAAACGAGGAGAAUCUGUGAAGGUCCGCAGUGUAAGACUACCUAAAGGGCUUUCUCUGAGAGCAUUUAUACCAGUCUCUUGAACGUGGUUUGGAAAGAAAAUGCCUUCUUGUGCCAUUUUAAGGGGAAAACAAAAUGAGAAAGCUUUUUGUCAAUAAGAGUGCCAAAUAAUUCCACACUGAGCCAAAAGGCAUCCAGCCGUCGUAACUGUUGGAUCUGCGGGACGAUCCCGUCCCGGUUCCGCCCCCCUAUAAAAGGAAAAAAAACAAACAACAUAAAAAAAAAAAAAAAACAUCACCCUAUUUGUGCAAUGUUGGAGCUGACGUACCAUUAUUGUUAUGCUGCCAGUCUGUUUUCUGCUUUGGUCAGAAACAUCUCAGAAGCAGGAUAUUUUCUAUAAAAAGACAACAGCUACUACGGUGAGGGAAUGAGAGGAUUAAUUACUUGUCAUUAUUUCUGUUUGUUUCUUUGAGCAUCACUCAUAAUAGAUUUAACGGUAAUGACUAUUUAAUGUAACUGUAGUACUGUGUUUGUAAAAGAAAUUCAGUGAGUUGUGUUCUAUGACUCGUGGACUACCAGUGAAGUCAGCAUUUCAGUGUUAAUAAUUGAAUUGUUUUUUAAAGAUUAUUUUUGCGACGGCAACAAAGAGUCAUUAUAAAUGUUCAUUUUAACAUCA